AUGGAAGUCUCGUCAGAGAACUUCUGGCGGCAGCUGCCGAAGAUUCUACUCUCGAUCGCGAAGUCUCGUUACGUUGCCAUCGACGUCGAGAUGACCGGCAUCAUGGACAAGGGCUCGGAAAACAGAUACGACAACUCAACCAACCAGCAGACCUACGAAUCGGCCAAGAACAUUGCAUCCAAGUUCAACGUAUUCGAACUGGGGAUCACUUGUGUUGACAAAUUGUCGGAUGGCACAUACAAGACCGAGACCUACAGCUUCACUGUCAGCCCCUACCUCCAUACAGAAACACGGGCUGAUGAAACGUUCGUCAAAGGCUUGGACAGAAGCCUCUCUGUAUCAUACAACACUCUCAAAUUUCUUCGAUCGGAAGGUAUCCGGCUGGAAAAGAUCUAUGGAAAUUGCGUUCCAUACCUCAGCCGCCAAGAGGCACGCUUGGCAACUCGACAGAUGGAGCGCCGACAAGAGCCUUGGGACGCCAGAGAUCAUGGAUACAACGAGGAAGACGAAGGCCUCGAUACAUUUUCUAUUUACGUCCUUGUUACGAUUGAAAAUUGGCUUUACACAGAUCCAUGGAUGCGAGCUACAGAUAUCAAGAUCCUCUUGCCCAACUCUGAAAGCAAGAAACUUAUGAGCGUCUACGAACAAAUUGUUCGUAGAAAGGCUCAAGAGCUUGUGCCACAUAUGGGUUGCCGUCUUUGGAAUCAUGGCACGACCGUGGUCAUCUCCCGGCGGGAUGAUGGACAAGAAGCCAAGAGGCGUGAGUCUUUAGAGGACGAUCUCAACGCAUCGUUGAGCAAGUACACAGGAAUUCGACUGAUCAUUGAAGCCCUUGUCGGUGGCAAGUUUGCCGACCUGAUUAACCCCGACCUCGUCGUCGAAGCCAUGUCUGGCUGGCCUGGCGAAGCACAAGCCUUUUGUCAAGAGGUUCAUGACUUGCUUCACCCCGCGUCAUCAGAACAAUCGGAAAAGCCUUCAGAGGGCGAAGUUAAUGAUUGCUACUGUCACUUGUGCUGCACAUAUCACGAUCCUGCCACAGGCUGCCCUAGUCCGUCCUCGGGGCAGAACGUCGAAAUGGCAUUCCAGACAAACUUGGCUACUAAAGGCAAGUGCCCUUGUACGAAGAAGAGAGUCCUCUCUAGACGCCGAGUUGGAGAUAAAGAGCGGACGCCCUUGGUGUAUGAUGUUCAUUGCGAACGUUGCUAUCCAGAUCUUGGCAGCGGCCGGCCAAGGACUGGUUCUUCCCCUCCCCAUAACGUCCGCUUACAGACCAUUGCUGCUCAAGAAGCUCACUCGGCUAGCCAUAGUGGCGAAUCUUCAAGCAGUUUGGAGGGAGUGGCCGACGGCGAAAGAGAAGAGGGCGACACCGGUACCCGGCAUAUCACGGCUGGGACAUCCAGCUGGUAUGACAGCGGGUAUGAGCCGACCAUUCGGGACGAUUCGUGUCAAGAUCUCGAGGAACUAUCCACUGAAACACUAAAGGACGAAGUAGCAGGUGCCCUCAAGGAGCUGGAGGCUUUUGGCCGAGGAUACGAGCCGAUCAUUAUCGGACACAACCAAUUCAUGGACCUUUUGUUCCUUUACAACACCUUCAUCGACGACCUCCCUGAUACUUUGGAUGAGUUUCGGGCAAAGAUACACAACCUAUUUCCAUACAUCAUAGACACGAAGCUGUUGGCCAUUAAGGACGACACGAUCAAGGGCGAAGACCCAUUGAUGGAUCUAUACAACAGGUUCGAUGGCAACAGAACGCAGCCAAGCAUCCAUUGGGAUGCAGCUUAUGGCUAUGGACGUCGUGGAACAGCCCAUCAGGCUGGCUUCGAUAGCCACAUGACGGCAGUUGUGUUUCUGCGAAUUGCCCACAAGCUCGCUCGCGAGGAACCGGCCAGGCUUGAGGGCCGAGGCGCCUCAUACGAGAGCAGAACAUACAGGCUGUACGACAGAGAAUGGCUGUCAGCCAUUGGAUACGAUUUAAUAUUCCUGGAUCACCUGCAAGACUUCCACAUUGACACACGGAGAGAUUAUAAUGCCCAGAAAGAGCACGUGGGUCGACUCAAUUGGCGGAUGCAGAUAUUUGACGGCAUUCGCAACCGGGUCCGGAUCGCCCCCCGCAAGACAGUUCACAUAGAAGGGGGCUAUUGA
Messenger RNA from Colletotrichum scovillei, 2142 nucleotides. RefSeq lists its product as uncharacterized. NCBI's taxonomy places the organism in Eukaryota, Fungi, Ascomycota, Sordariomycetes, Glomerellales, Glomerellaceae. Gene Ontology annotation, biological process: nuclear-transcribed mRNA poly(A) tail shortening. The transcript has 6 exons. Bases 1 to 2142 code for a protein of 713 amino acids. Gene Ontology annotation, cellular component: cytoplasm. The record is from RefSeq and is a predicted model, not a curated record. Gene Ontology annotation, molecular function: RNA binding; poly(A)-specific ribonuclease activity.